This is a messenger RNA of Botrytis fragariae, 840 nucleotides long. RefSeq lists its product as uncharacterized. The transcript is spliced from 2 exons. The record is from RefSeq and is a predicted model, not a curated record. NCBI's taxonomy places the organism in Eukaryota, Fungi, Ascomycota, Leotiomycetes, Helotiales, Sclerotiniaceae. Bases 1 to 840 code for a protein of 279 amino acids.
AUGGAGAUGACACAAUCUAAUAGAUUUCCUUACCAUUAUUGCAAAUAUAAUCAAAACUUACCGCGGCUCGACCAAGCGUCUCUAAACCCUACAUAUCCUCAAGAUCGACAAGAAGACACCAAUAAAGAAGAGCCAAUAUCACAAUUUAUCUUUCCGACAACCACUCACGAAUACGAAUUUCAUUCUGAUGAUGAGCUAGUCCCAUCCAUUGAUAUUGUGGGCUGCUCUACGAACCAUUGUUGCAGGAUUAGAAGUUCUAAUACCGAAACGAGUGACUACAAUGAUCAUGAAAUUGAACAACUCCAAGAAUCAUCGCCGAGAUCUUUUCUAGGAUUAAUCGACGUGCCGACCAAUCUCGAUGAUGGACUCAACUUCGUGGACUUCGAGCUUUUUGAUUCCCAAUGGGAGCAAUGCGAGGAGCUUCAUGACAUCUGGCUCGAUCCAUCUACAUCAAGUAACAGCUCGAAGCUUCACCUUGAUGAUGAACAGAGUUGCAAGAGCUUCGAUACAUUUGAUACACCAAGAAGUUCUGAAAUGAGCUUGUAUCACGGGGACUUUUGUUCCCCUCCUCCGAACUCUGCCACUAGCUCAUGGAUUAUGAGCAAUGAAUCCAUGACUUUGCUUCCCACGAUCUAUCCAGGAGACUAUGUCGAAGCUUCGAAUUCUGAUCUCGUAGUUGGUAUUGGCCAGUGGAUGUGUGGAACGAGGGUCAAAUCGAAUGAUCUAGAAGAUGAACCGAAGAUUCUUCGUAACACAGACAACAAUACCACCUCUAGAACUAAUAAAGCAAUCGAGGAAAUACUAGAUUCUUUCGAGCUCGUUUUCUAUGGUGUCGAAUGA